UUAGAAGAGAGAGAGGAAAAUUAUGCAUGGUUUGAGAUUUGUGUAAUUACGUGUUGGCCCUUUGGUGGAAGACGGAACACCACCGCAGCGCAGAGAAAAGUCUGGAACUUUCGUUGCGCAACGGCAAAUCUAGAAUAUACGUUACUUAGCGGCGAAGGCGAAGGCGUGGUUAUCUAUCUAUCUAUCUAUCUAUCUAUCUAUCUAUCUAAUCUUUCUAGCAAUUCGAUUUGUAAUCGGAAAUUGGAAAUUAGAGAAUUGAACGAAAAUGGAAGUGAGAAAUGGGAGAAGGGUUUCUCGAGGAAUGCUGCCUCUGCUUGCUCUUCACACCUUCAGCGAGUAUUACAGAUCCGAUCGGAAACCCCCUGUCACCGCCGCUCUAAUUGCCGCCAACACUCUCAUUUAUAUCAGACCAUCCUUAUUGAAUUCCAUCAUUCCUUCUAUUGAUGAGGUCUGGUUCAAUCCCCACCUCAUCCUCAAGAACAAGGACCUGAAGCGAUUCUUCUUGUCUCCGUUCUACCAUAUUGGAGAACCUCACCUGGUUUACAACAUGUUAUCCCUUCUAUGGAAAGGGUUUCAAUUGGAAACUGCAAUGGGAAGUCUCGAAUUUGCUUCCAUGGUUGCUUCUUUACUUGCUUUAUCUCAGGGUUUUACUCUAAUGCUAUCCAAAUCACUGCUUCUGUUUUUCGAAUAUGAGAGAGCAUACUACAAUGAAUACGCUGUUGGUUUCUCUGGUGUCUUGUUUGCCUUGAAAGUUGUUCUUAAUUCUCGAUCGGAGAAUUAUAGUUAUGUACAUGGGGUGUUAGUGCCAUCGCGUUAUGCUGCUUGGGCUGAAUUGGUUCUGAUCCAAAUGUUUGUACCUGGUGUCUCAUUCAUUGGUCAUCUUGGUGGCAUAUUUGCUGGCCUUGUUUAUCUUAGGUUGAGGGGCAAUUAUUCAGGUCCAGACCCGCUAGCUUUUCUCAUGAGAGGUCUUACUGGUGCAUUGAACUGGCCUCUCAAUUUUUUAUACAGUGUGUUUCGGCGAAGCCGGGGAAGGAUCUCUGGUAGGGGAACUGUUGGUGGUAGCCGGACAGGAAGGAGAAGUACUCAGUCUGGUGUGUGGAGAUGCCAGGCUUGCACAUAUGACAAUUCUGGUUUGUUAAGUGUGUGUGAGAUGUGUGGUACAAGUAGGGAUGGGGUUGGAUUAUCUUCUUUUCAAUGGAACCGUGAUUCUGAUGGUCUUCCUUUGGAUGAAUUGCGUCGCCGGAGAAUUGACAGGUUUGGUAGAUGAUGGUUUUGUAUUUCACAGCCUCUGGCAAAUAACACGUACUGGAUAUGGAAAUUUUCAAGCAUGUUACAUCAUUUUGUUUAGGAGAUAAGUAUGUUCAUAUGUUGUAGAACCAUAACCGUUUGUUUCUUUGUACUAUCCAAAGAGAAGUGACCUCAGUGCUCACUUGCCAUUCAUGGCUGAUACUGCAGCAAGUUAUAUCAAUUUACCAAGUUACAUUACAUCAUUUGGGCACACCAAACAAUGGAUGUUUUCAUUCAAUUAUUAUUUUUGCUUGUCAAAAUUUCUUUUAAAGUCCAUUCAUGUUGUGUGGGUUAACAUAAUGUGGAGAGCUUGUGUGGGUGCUACCUUAACAGUAAAUGAGCAAAGGAAUGAGGGAUGGUUUGCUAAUCUUCCUUCCGAACAGUUUGUUUAAUUGUUUUAAACUCAUGUUUUCUUUUAUUUUUGGUGAAUUCCAUGAUCUAGUUAUGCUCUUAGUAUAUAUAUGGCUUUGGGGAUUGAGAGGGGAAUUCAGUUGGGGAUUCAGAUUUGGAUUCAAAUAUCAGAAGGCCUGCACCUGUAUUUGAAUAUGAAAACUUAAACUAUCUGACCCAUGCUCAGCGGGUUACCAUUUGCCAUCAACCUAUGCCGAUUGAGGUCCCUUCUUCAAAGGAUGGAGGGCUUUAUGCUUCAAUUUUUUCCAAUGGUGGCGACUGGCGAGGAUACCGUUUGUAAAGUAGUCAAAGAACUUUUGAGCAUAACGAAUAAUCACUCACUUGUGGUGAUGAAUUCACAAGGAAUAACUACCAGCUUAAAAUGAGUAAUCAAAACGAAUUGAAUGACUACUCUGAAUAAACAAUAGUUAUUUCUAAUU
Messenger RNA from Gastrolobium bilobum, 2117 nucleotides. RefSeq names its product rhomboid-like protein 14, mitochondrial. Gene Ontology annotation, molecular function: serine-type endopeptidase activity. The transcript is spliced from 2 exons. NCBI's taxonomy places the organism in Eukaryota, Viridiplantae, Streptophyta, Magnoliopsida, Fabales, Fabaceae. The coding region runs from base 266 to 1267 and encodes 333 amino acids. Gene Ontology annotation, cellular component: membrane. The record is from RefSeq and is a predicted model, not a curated record.